Messenger RNA from Balaenoptera musculus (blue whale), 2597 nucleotides. RefSeq names its product heterogeneous nuclear ribonucleoprotein M (gene HNRNPM). Gene Ontology annotation, biological process: regulation of mRNA stability involved in response to oxidative stress; alternative mRNA splicing, via spliceosome. NCBI's taxonomy places the organism in Eukaryota, Metazoa, Chordata, Mammalia, Artiodactyla, Balaenopteridae. The transcript is spliced from 17 exons. Bases 43 to 2334 code for a protein of 763 amino acids. Gene Ontology annotation, molecular function: mRNA binding. Gene Ontology annotation, cellular component: cytoplasm; post-mRNA release spliceosomal complex; nucleus. The record is from RefSeq and is a predicted model, not a curated record.
CGCGCAUCCCGCUCGCUCACACAAAGCCCAGACGCGGAGAAAAUGGCGGCAGGGGUCGAAGCAGCAGCCGAGGUGGCGGCGACGGAGCCCAAAAUGGAGGAGGAGAGCGGCGCGCCCGGCGUGCCGAGUGGCAACGGAGCUCCGGGCCCAAAAGGUGAAGGAGAACGACCAGCUCAGAAUGAGAAGAGGAAGGAGAAAAACAUAAAAAGAGGAGGCAAUCGCUUUGAGCCAUAUGCCAAUCCAACUAAAAGAUACAGAGCCUUCAUCACAAACAUACCUUUUGAUGUGAAAUGGCAGUCACUUAAAGACCUGGUUAAAGAAAAAGUUGGUGAGGUAACAUACGUGGAGCUCUUAAUGGACGCUGAAGGAAAGUCAAGGGGAUGUGCCGUUGUUGAAUUCAAGAUGGAAGAGAGCAUGAAAAAAGCUGCUGAAGUUCUAAACAAGCAUAGUCUGAGUGGAAGACCACUGAAAGUCAAAGAAGAUCCUGAUGGUGAACAUGCCAGGAGAGCAAUGCAAAAGGUGAUGGCUACGACUGGUGGGAUGGGUAUGGGACCAGGUGGCCCAGGAAUGAUUAAUAUCCCACCCAGUAUCCUAAAUAAUCCUAACAUCCCAAAUGAGAUUAUCCAUGCAUUACAGGCUGGAAGACUUGGAAGCACAGUAUUUGUAGCAAAUCUGGAUUAUAAAGUUGGCUGGAAGAAACUGAAGGAAGUUUUUAGUAUGGCUGGUGUGGUGGUCCGAGCAGACAUUCUUGAGGAUAAAGAUGGAAAAAGUCGUGGAAUAGGCACUGUUACUUUUGAACAGUCCAUUGAAGCUGUGCAAGCUAUAUCUAUGUUUAAUGGCCAACUGCUAUUUGACAGACCAAUGCACGUGAAAAUGGAUGAGAGGGCCUUACCAAAGGGAGAUUUUUUCCCUCCUGAGCGUCCACAACAACUUCCCCAUGGACUUGGUGGUAUUGGCAUGGGGUUAGGACCAGGAGGGCAGCCUAUUGACGCUAAUCAUUUGAAUAAAGGCAUUGGAAUGGGCAACAUAGGACCUGCAGGAAUGGGAAUGGAAGGCAUAGGAUUUGGAAUAAAUAAAAUGGGAGGCAUGGAGGGACCCUUUGGUGGUGGUAUGGAAAACAUGGGUCGAUUUGGAUCUGGGAUGAACAUGGGCAGAAUAAAUGAGAUGGCGCGUGGCAUGGGUGGAGGAUUUGAGAGAGACUUUGCCAGAAAUGAAAUGGGAAUGUCUCGAAGCUUUGGAGAGCCCCUUGGCAGAGGAAUGGAAAUCCUAAGUAAUGCACUGAAGAGAGGAGAGAUCAUUGCAAAGCAGGGAGGAGGUGGAGGCGGAGGCAGUGUCCCUGGAAUUGAGAGGAUGGGCCCCGGCAUUGACCGCAUUGGGGGUGCCGGCAUGGAGCGCAUGGGUGCAGGCCUGGGCCACGGCAUGGAUCGUGUGGGCUCCGAGAUUGAGCGCAUGGGCCUGGUCAUGGACCGCAUGGGCUCAGUCGAGCGCAUGGGCUCCGGCAUCGAGCGCAUGGGCCCGCUGGGCCUCGACCACAUGGCCUCCAGCAUCGAGCGCAUGGGCCAGACCAUGGAGCGCAUCGGCUCUGGCGUGGAGCGCAUGGGUGCCGGCAUGGGCUUUGGCCUGGAGCGUAUGGCCGCACCCAUUGACCGUGUGGGCCAGACCAUCGAGCGCAUGGGCUCUGGCGUGGAGCGAAUGGGCCCUGCCAUCGAGCGCAUGGGCCUGGGCAUGGAGCGCAUGGUGCCCGCAGGCAUGGGGGCAGGCCUGGAGCGCAUGGGCCCUGUGAUGGAUCGCAUGGCCACCGGCCUGGAGCGCAUGGGCGCCAACAACCUGGAGCGCAUGGGCCUGGAGCGUAUGGGCGCCAACAGUCUCGAGCGCAUGGGCCUGGAGCGCAUGGGCGCCAACAGCCUGGAGCGCAUGGGUCCCGCCAUGGGCCCGGCCCUGGGCGCUGGCAUUGAGCGCAUGGGCCUGGCCAUGGGUGGUGGUGGCGGUGCCAGCUUUGACCGUGCCAUCGAGAUGGAGCGUGGCAACUUUGGAGGAAGCUUCGCAGGUUCCUUUGGUGGAGCUGGAGGCCAUGCUCCUGGGGUGGCCAGGAAGGCCUGCCAGAUAUUUGUGAGAAAUCUCCCAUUUGAUUUUACAUGGAAGAUGCUAAAAGACAAGUUCAACGAAUGUGGCCACGUGCUGUAUGCCGACAUCAAGAUGGAGAAUGGGAAGUCCAAGGGGUGCGGUGUGGUUAAGUUUGAGUCGCCAGAGGUGGCUGAGAGAGCCUGCCGGAUGAUGAAUGGGAUGAAGCUGAGUGGCCGAGAGAUUGAUGUUCGAAUCGAUAGAAAUGCUUAAGCAGUUGCCUUUUUUAAACAUCGAUACCAGACCUCUGAAUUUGUAUUUUUUCUUGUUAACCAUUUUAAUUUGUUGGCUGGAUGUAUAAAGAUGUUUAAAAAAUUCAGUUGCUUUUUGGGGUAAUUUGAAUUACUUUUUUAAUGACUGGGGUUCCAUUUGACUGUUUGCAUUGAGAUUGCAAUGUGCGCAAUUUUUUUUGUAGUUGUGGCAUCUUGUUGACAUCGAAUAUGACUUUGAUAAUAAAUACCAGUUCCUGAAAGCUG